This is a messenger RNA of Diaporthe citri, 1578 nucleotides long. RefSeq lists its product as uncharacterized. Gene Ontology annotation, molecular function: monooxygenase activity; iron ion binding; heme binding. The record is from RefSeq and is a predicted model, not a curated record. The transcript is spliced from 5 exons. Lineage: Eukaryota; Fungi; Ascomycota; Sordariomycetes; Diaporthales; Diaporthaceae. The coding region runs from base 1 to 1578 and encodes 525 amino acids.
AUGGUACCAUCUUUCAGAAUCAUGUUCAAUACCGGAGCGCCGGAUGUCAGUAUGCAGCUCAUAGCAAUUGCACUGGCUGUAACGGGUGCUGUGGCGGUCCUGGCAUUCAGGACCCAUGCCGCUCGCAGGAUUCUGGAUGUGACCUGCAACGUUCUUCUAUCUCGCAUAUAUCGCAUCCCCAGUCUUGACGAUGGGACCAAUAUCAAAGGCCCUCCUUUCACAUUCUGGGACGGGCAAAUGACAGAAAAAUUUCUGUGCGCAAGGGAGAGAUCUUAUGAAUGGCAGGCGAAAUAUGGUUCUAUUUACAGAAUAUGGGUUGGCCCCAAUCCGGAAGUAGUUAUCACGGAGCCGAAAGACGUCCAGGCCCUAUACACCAAUGCGUAUGACCACGCCAAAGCCUCCGCCGCAAAUACCGGAUGGCUACUCAGUCAGAUCAUGGGCCAGGGCGCAGGCCUGAUUAACGGGCAGCGCUGGAUCAACCUCCGCAAGGAACUGGACCGGCACUUCUCUCACAAGGCUUCUCUUACCAUGGUCGGAACUUUGAACGAAAACGCCAAGACUUAUGUCCAGAACAUGGUACAAUACGGCCGUUCUAACGGAUCAGAGAAGAGCGGAAGCGAGAAAUUCGUGGUCAACGCUGCUCAUGCAUUGACAAGAUACCCUUACUACGAAAUCGCGAGCACGUUCUAUUCAAACCUGAACCAGCAAGAGAUAGAUAGACUGUGGGAUCUGGGCCAGCUUUUCACCAAGGCCUUCGCCAGGGUUAUUGACGGAGGGCUCAACAGGUCGAGACUGACCAAGUGGUUGAACACGGACGAUUGGAAGCUUACUAAAACCUACAUUGACCAAUGGGAGGAGUUCAACGCCUCUGCGUAUAAGCGCCGUGUCGAUGCUGGUAUCAACGACCAGGUUGUGGACCUGUUUCAAGCCGCAGAGGCCGGCAGGGUGGACCGCGAGGAAGUGCUCCAAACUCUUGCCGAGUCUCUGUUCGCAAACCUUGAUGUCACGACCCAUGUCAUGACGUCUUGUGUUAUUCUUCUCGCCGAUAACACAAUGGUCACCGAGGAUCUGAGAAGGGAAUUCUCCGAGCAUGCUGACGAUAUCGAUACAUAUCUCGGGAAGAAGGACACACUGCUUCACUACUGCCUGCUCGAGUCCCUGCGGCUCCAACCAGUACUGUCUUACUCGUUCCCAGAAAAGCCGCCACGGGAAAAGAUACUGGGCGGCUAUCGCAUCCCGAAAGAUAUGACGUGCGUUGUUGACGCUCACGCAAUCAACAUUCGCAACCCUUUCUGGGGUUCAGACACCAGGGAGUACCGUCCUAGUCGAUUCUUCACUAUCCCUCAAACCAAGCUUCGAUACAACCUCCAAGCCUUCGGGUACGGCCCCAGGAAAUGUUUGGGGAACAACAUCAGCGAUAAGAUGGUCCACGCGCUUGUCUAUCAACUGUUCAGUCAGUAUGAUUUGGUUGUAAGACCGAAUAUGAAGAAAGAGAAUGAUUACUAUUUCAAGACGGAUAAGACAAAUUGGCUGGGUCUUUUCGACGUGGAAUUGGAAAUGAAGAAGAGGGUACUGUAA